GCCAACCAGCAGGAAUUUGAAAAAAACAGAAACUGAGAAAGUAAAUCCGUUCGCGCGCCUGUUUUUGAAGCAAGAUUUUUUUGUUGUUGUUGUUGUUGAGGUGGCGGGAGAUUUGUCUUUUCGCCGUGUAAGUUAGCGGAUCGCCGUCGCGGAGCGUGUCCCACCAGCGAGGUAACGCGUCGCAUGUGGAUCCGCUGGAAACCCGCCGCCUCCUCGUUCUGCUCAGGUUGCCAGGCCGCCGAACCGCGCCUCCUCUACCGUGUUUCUGAACAUUUAGGCCGCUCGACCAGGCGGUUCAGCGGAAACUCGAGCUCUGCUUCUGAGUCUGACACGAUCAUGGACCCGCUGGACUUUCUGACUGACGAGCAGCUGCUGCAGAUUUUCCACUGUAAGAAGACGGAGAUGUCGUGCAUAGAGCAGCCGCACACCUUCCUCAACCAGCUCCGGGACCACGACCUCAUCCCCGAGGACAAGUACAAGACGGUGAUGAGGUCGAAGACAAAACACAACCGGGAGAUGAGGAUGUAUGAGAUGCUUAGCUGGUUCGAGAUAAAGCGACCCGAGCGCGUGAAUCUCUUCUGGAAGUGUGUGUUCAAAGACCACAUCCUCCAGCAGUACCAUGUCCUGCGGCUCCUCCGGAAGAGCCUUCUAGACGGGUCUUUCUCUUUUCCUGAGAAACUUCCAGAGAAAGAAACAACACCAGAGGACCCCGAGGUGUCUUCAAAGAAAGUGAAGAAGGCAAAGGUGGAAAAAAAGAAGGGAGAGAAAGGGAAGGAGAAGGAGGCAGCAAAGAAGAGGAAGCAGAAUGGAGAAUCUGGUGAUGAGGAGGAACAGCCAAGCUGCUCAUCGCAGGCCACGCCCACCAAGAAGAGGAGACUCUCAAAGCCUACUUAUCGGCCUUCCUUAACGAGGGGUGAAGACGAGAACUUCUGGAACUGGCCAAUAUACAAGACUCAGCUGCCCGUUGUCUGCGGUGACAAGACUGGAACUCUCUAUCGAGACAAGCUGGCUAAAGGAGAGAAGUGCAUCCUGACUGAGCAACGCUGGUUGAACCCAAACGAAUUUGAAGUGCUUGGAGGGAAGAAAAGCUGCAAGAACUGGAAGACAAGCAUCCGCUGUAGGAACACCACUCUGCACACACUGAUCCAGGGAGGUCAUUUGAAAUGUGCAAACUACAAACGACGACGAAGACAGAGCAGCCAGAGUCACCAGGGGAGGAGACUCCACUUCCCCUUCAGCCAGUCAGAAGGCUCCACCUCAGUGUCAGACUCAGAAUUGGAAGAGGAAGAAGAGGAAGGACAUCAGCAAGCUGUGCAGGAGAACACGGGGGAGACCAGUGAUACAGAUGCACGGGAGAGCAGUGGUGCAGAAAGCCACGAUGAGACGGAUAUGUCCGUUUUCCAAGGAGACUGUCUCUCCGUCACUUGCGGGUCUGCCGAGGGGACUCUGUAUAAAUACCGCUUUGCGUCAGGCAUUUGUGGAAAGUGCAUUCGAACAGAGGAUAAGUGGCUCACGCCUGAAGAUUUUACGAAGGAGGACCCAACACUGAGCAGCCCCCACUGGAUGAAGAGCAUUCAUUGCCACGGCACACCUCUCAGCUUUCUUAUAAAGAAGAGGAUCCUGCAAGUCCACUCCCUCCUUUGCAAGAGUGACUGCUGUAGCCGUCAGCAGGAUCGUUUGAAGGAGCAGGAGAAUGACGAUGAAUGCUUUAUAUGCUGCAAGGAAGGCGACCUUCUCUGCUGUGACCAUUGUCCCCGUUCAUUCCACUAUCUGUGUCACCUGCCCGCUGUAGAUAAGGACAUUCUGGGGGAGAAGUGGAUGUGUACAUACUGUGUGCUGAAGCAGAGCCAGCAGUGGCGAUACCCGAGCCAAAUGACCUUUCAGGCAGCUCUGCAAAGUCUCGUCUCGGACUUUAUCCUGCACUGCCAGUAUCUCCUGCUGUGCCUGUACAAGGCAGACAUACAGCAUGUGUUCGCACCCAACCCCUGCCAUACAGUGACGGGUUACUCCAGCUUCAUUAAGCACCCUAUGUGGCUGGACAAGGUUGCUGAAAAUUUGGAGCAGAAGCGCUACAGUACAGUAUCCCAGUUUUACUCUGACAUCCUGCUGACCUUUGACAACUGUGCCAAGUUCAACAGGGACAAUGACUUUGGAAAAAUGGGCGCCAAACUCAGGAGCUUAUUUGAAGAGGAGUUUCACAAAAUUUUUGGCAUACAAAGCAACUCAGAACCUUGAGUAUUUGGCUAGAUUUUUAUUUUGUAUAACAUGUAAGUUGAUGUCAUGAUAUCCGAACCUACAGAAGUACAGUCCUCCUUGGUAUUACAGAUCAGACCAUCAUUGUAAAUCUAGAAUCUUCCAGCAAACAUUGAGAACUUUUACAGCAGACGCAUCCUCAACUCUUCUGUAUAUAAUUGUCCUAAUCAGGUUUCAUACUUUUUAUGAGCUGUACGGAAAUAAGACGUGCAGUUUUCCCAUUUUAUGGCUGAAGCGGUUCAAGUUACGGCUUUUUGAUUGAUUUUGCAGAUGAUAAAUGAGCUUGAAAGGGGUCCGGAGCCUAUCCCGGAAGGACAGGGCAAUAGGAUAAUCGGGGUACGCCCUGUUUGGACACCAGUCCAUCGCAGGGUAGCCGCACACAAAGUCACGGGCUACAGGCAAUUUAGAGUCAAUGUUUGCCGUGAAAUACAGGUCUUUGGUCUUUUGGAGGAAACACGUGGAGAACAUGCAAACUCUGCACAGACUGAGCCAGAUCUGAACCAACACAGCAUAUGGGCUAUGAGGUAGCAGCACUACCUGCAAAGCCACCAUGUUGCCCUCUGCCUGCUUUAAGUUAGUUUUAAUUUUAACGCGGUUCGGAAAAUGUUAAAUGUUGGCAUUAAAUUGUCUUUUAAUAUAGCUAUACGUGAGAUUUUUACAGAACACUACCCAUCAAUAAAUCUAGAGACAUCUAGGCUUUCAUUGUUUGCGUAGAUGAUAGAUUAAGCUGAAAGUGGCCUGAAUCUGAUGAAUGUUGAACAUGUUGAUGGGAUUAAUUUGCCAGCAGCAUUUUAUUGGGGAUUGUGGUGAUUAUGCAUUUUUUUUUUUUUUACUUUCUGUAGCUUUAAACAAGUUUAAGCUUUAUUGAAACUCGAAGUCAUGUUUUGUUUCCAGGUGUUAGCCGUCCAGUGCGACCCUACACUGGACAAGCAGUUAUUGACUAUGGAUAAAUUGAAGUGUUACAGAGUGUUUCAUAUAGCUGUGUCUGAAGUUUAUGUAUAACCUUAUUUGUAAAGUGGAGGGAUUUCAAAAUUAUGUGCCCUGCGAUGGACUGGUGUCCCGUCCACGGUGUAGCGACCUUAGCCUUACGCCCAGUGCUUCCGGGAUAGAUACCAGUUCAGCCUGCUCAGGACAAGUGGUUCUUGAAAUUGGAUGGAUGGAUGUCUGUAUUAUUCAGCUUCUGCUGACUGCAGCUGAGUAGUAGAAAUGGCUUUGGAGCUACAAACAAAUUGAGUUAUGAAAAGACUUCCAGUCCCAAUUGAGGACUCAGUCUAUUCAAAAUAAUUACUGAAAAGCCAUGGGGCAUUCAUCUAUUUUAACUUGCAAUGCAAAAGCAAUAUCCAUCUUUUUUGCAUAUUGCAUUUGCAUUGCAAGUUAAAUCAGAUCAAAUUAAUUUUUAGCUCAUUUGAAGGUCGUGGUUUAACAGGGACAGCUGAGAGAGAGUUAUGAAGGCUCAUUGAAACAUUGGAGGAGUCGGCGUCAAGGCCUUGAGACUCAACAGCAAUAUUAGGAUCAGUUUCUGUUUAAUCUUUGAGUUGUCGCUCCUCAUUGUUAGUAAUUAGUUUUGUGAUGAAUUCUGAGUGAAACAUAUGGAACAGAGGCAAUGGGCAGGGCAACGGCGUUCAGGUGGUGGAAGAUUUUGAAAGACAGCGACACAACAGUGACUAAAGACAUUCGAUGAUGGAGUGAAAGAGCCUCAGGCACAAAGCGUGUUUUUGGUUGGCAGGAAUUUUAAAAUUGUCAGACACAUUAUUUUAAACUAAUUUCUGAGCUUAACAUGUAUGUACUACGUUUCACUUUUCAAUCAUCUCACUUUAUGUUUUAUUUAGUUAUUUGUGCCUAUUACAGGUAUUCUUUACUUUCUGAAACAUAAUUUCAGGAUCUUUGGUUUGUGGUGCCUCCAAGAGAAACUGUUUUCCUAUCUACAGCUACCAAGCAACCAGAGAAGGUCACAGUAAACCCAUGAAAUAUCCCAAAACCUCCCUUCAUCGCAGUUUAUUGUACUUGUUGGAGAUUCUAUUCAGUGUGCUCUCAUGUUGGUGAA
This is a messenger RNA of Scleropages formosus (Asian bonytongue), 4297 nucleotides long. RefSeq names its product SP110 nuclear antigen, tandem duplicate 1 (gene sp100.1). The record is from RefSeq and is a predicted model, not a curated record. NCBI's taxonomy places the organism in Eukaryota, Metazoa, Chordata, Actinopteri, Osteoglossiformes, Osteoglossidae. The transcript is spliced from 15 exons. Gene Ontology annotation, molecular function: DNA binding; DNA-binding transcription factor activity, RNA polymerase II-specific; translation regulator activity. Gene Ontology annotation, biological process: regulation of transcription by RNA polymerase II; humoral immune response. Gene Ontology annotation, cellular component: nucleus; cytoplasm. Bases 184 to 2235 code for a protein of 683 amino acids.